Capsicum annuum is the source of this 531-nucleotide messenger RNA. RefSeq names its product agamous-like MADS-box protein AGL62. The record is from RefSeq and is a predicted model, not a curated record. NCBI's taxonomy places the organism in Eukaryota, Viridiplantae, Streptophyta, Magnoliopsida, Solanales, Solanaceae. The transcript has a single exon. The coding region runs from base 1 to 531 and encodes 176 amino acids. Gene Ontology annotation, biological process: regulation of transcription by RNA polymerase II. Gene Ontology annotation, molecular function: protein dimerization activity; RNA polymerase II cis-regulatory region sequence-specific DNA binding; DNA-binding transcription factor activity, RNA polymerase II-specific.
AUGGAGCGUAAGAAAACAGCAGGACGUCGAAAAAUUCCAUUGGUGAAGAUAAAAAAUGAUGCUAAUCGAUAUUCUACAUUCUCUAAACGAUGUUCUGGCUUAUACAAAAAAGCUAGCGAACUCGUUAGAGAAAAUGAUGUCGAUCUUGGUAUCGUUCUAACUUCACCAACUGAUAAAACAUAUGCUUUCGUCCAUCCAACUUCUAAUGCGGUCAUUGAUCGUUUUAUGAACUUGAAAACAGAUUUUGAUGAUCAAAUUAUUGCUGAAAAUUCACGUAAUAAAGUGAAUCAACUCAACGAUAGGCUAAAUGAACUUGAUGAAAGAGAAGAAAUUGCAAAAGAGAAACUUCUUGCUUUAAAUGAAAUGAAUAAGACUAGAGAAAAAAAUCGUUGGGAGUCCAUCGAUCAGUUAAAUGCAAAUGAGAUAAUAAAGUUUCAAACUUGGUUAGAUGUCGGAGAAUUUAUGUUGAAGCAUCAAUUACCUGAAGCUUCGUCGUCCUCGCAGUCUCCACCAGAAGAUGCAAAUAUCUAG